CUGCAAUUAUUUAUAUCGGAAUUUUUUAGAGAUUAUAUUUUUUACUUGUUAUGUAAUAUUAUAUGGAUUUGACGUUUAUGACGCAUAAUAUAACCAACAAAAAAAAACGAUUUCUAUUAGAUGUUAUUUACAUCAUAAAAAAUAAAUAAUUACCGAAUAAUCGAGUAUCAAAGUGAUUAAACAUAAUUAAAGCAUAAAUUGUGCUCACUCUAGUAUCAACGAUAAACAAUUCAGAAUAACAUUGCCAGUAGAAUUUUGUCAAUUCUCUUAAGCUUGGUUAAACCUUUUAUCGGUUAUUAUCAUUUGUUUUUCAAUUUUCGGUUGUUGUUAUUUUUGAUAAAUAUACAUUCAAUCAUAUCCUCCACGUGUCGUAAGAUGCAGUGAUUUAAUUACUUUAGUUAAGUAGUGAACUGAUAAGGAUUUUAAUAUAAGUACUAAGAUGUAAAUUCAUGUACUAGAGUUUAACUAUUUAGUCAAUUGUUUUUAUGUGAAACAUUACGAAUAUAUAUAUUUUCUUUUUAUCGUAUUAAUCAUUAUGUAGUAUAUAUAUAUAUAUAUUUUUUUUUAAACUAUUAUACAGUGAACAAAAAUCUUAUAAAUUCUAUCUAUUUUCAAUCGUUUAUUAAUAUAUACAUUCUUGAUUGAUAUAUUUUGUAAUUUAUUGAUAAAAUAGAAACAAGGAAAAAUGAUGUCACAGAAAAUUUUCAUGCGACGUAGUAUCUAUGGAAAAUUGAUCUCAUUCAAUAACGUUUCAGAAACAUCUAAAUGUGUAAUAAACAACGUAAGAUUUGAAUCUACUGUAGAUCCUAAAGAAAUUGAAUUUUUUAGUAAAAUGAAUAAUGAAUGGUGGGAUCCGAAUGGUCAUUUACGUCUUCUUCAUUUACUUAAUCCCAAUAGAGUAAAAUUUGUACGAGAUGGCUUAGCUAAUACAGGAAUGAUUAAAGGUGAUACAAGUUUACCAUUGAAAGGUACUAAAAUCGUGGACGUUGGAUGUGGUGGUGGAAUAUUGUCUGAACCAUUAGCAAGAAUUGGAGCUGAAGUUACUGGAAUAGAUACUUCAGCGCAAUUGAUAGAUAUUGCUAAGAAACAUGCCUUAUUAGAUUCUGACUUAUUAGGAAGAUUAAAUUAUGUUCAAACUGAUAUAGAAACUUUUGAGAAAGAAAAUAAAGAGAAGUAUGAAGCAGUUGUAGCUUCGGAAGUCAUAGAACACGUUAAUGAUCCACAAUUGUUUCUUAAAUGUUGCUCAGCAAUUGUAAAGCCUGGAGGAUCACUGUUCAUUACUACACCAAACAGAACUUUGUUAUCUUGGAUGAGUGUAAUUUGUGCAGCUGAAUAUUUAUUGAAAAUUGUCCCGGUCGGAACACACGAAUGGAAUAAAUUUAUUCCACCAGAAGAAGUUCAACGUUGGCUAGAAAAUUAUGGUUUAAAAACUAAACUGAUUCAUGGAUUAAUGUAUAAUCCAUUGAAACGCGAAUGGAUUUGGUCAUCGAAUACUACGAUGUUCUAUGCUCUUCAUGCGUAUAAAAAAUAAAUGAGUAUAAACUUUUUAUAUUCAAAGAUUUAUCUUCUUAAUAUUAUUUAA
Messenger RNA from Polistes dominula (European paper wasp), 1582 nucleotides. It is a transcript of the gene Coq3, whose product is annotated as ubiquinone biosynthesis protein COQ3, mitochondrial. Lineage: Eukaryota; Metazoa; Arthropoda; Insecta; Hymenoptera; Vespidae. The record is from RefSeq and is a predicted model, not a curated record. Gene Ontology annotation, molecular function: 3-demethylubiquinol 3-O-methyltransferase activity; polyprenyldihydroxybenzoate methyltransferase activity. Gene Ontology annotation, biological process: ubiquinone biosynthetic process. Gene Ontology annotation, cellular component: mitochondrion.